UGGUCUCCUCCGUUCCGCAUUUGCGUUCCGUAUGGAAUUCGCGGAGUUGAUGUUGUGGUCCAACGAUUUCGCGAGGAAGAAUCGCUGCUGAACGACGUGCCGGUCGGGACAUCGAGUUUGCGUUAGUUGAUCGACGGCAGCAAUCAUUCCGGAAGAAUGGGUUCGAAGAUCGAGUACGUCGAGUCAUCGCACAUGUACGCGACUAAUUACAUCCGCAAUUCCAAAGCGAUUGGCGUCCUGUGGGGUAUCUUCACCAUAUGUUACGCCAUCAUCGGCGUCGUCGCAUUCGUCACUCCGGAAUGGCUUGGCGACCUGGAACACGAGAAUCCCGGAAGAUUUGGUCUGUGGACCAGGUGCAGCUAUGGCGGCAAUGGUGAACUGGGCGAGGAAUGUAUCGGCCGUUUGGACGAUCUGUCGACCAUCGCCAACGUUCCCUUCCGCGCCAGCACGAUUCUAGUCGGCGUCGCGGUGAUAAUCGCGCUUCUGGCGAUCUGCGCGAUGCUCAUGUUCUUCUUCUGCCAGAGUACCACUGUGUUCUACAUAUGCGCCUGGAUGCAGGUGGUAUCAGCUAUUUGCAUGGCGGUCGGAGUCUGCAUUUAUCCUCUCGGCUGGGACUCGCCGGCAAUCCGCGCUGUAUGCGGCGCAGCUGCAUCCAGGUACAAUCCUGGCGCUUGCGCUGUAAGAUGGGCAAUACCGCUUGCUGCAAUUGCAGCUUUGGAUGCAGCAACCUUGUCUGCUCUUGCCUUCAUUUUAGCUUCUAGACAUGUGAGGCUACAACCGGAACCUUUCAACAACGGAUCUUUGUACAAAGGUGAAGUAAAUCCCGGCUAUGUUAACGAAGCUCAGAGCGUGGCUGGCUCCCGCAAGUCUUUAUCCUUGAGACCGGUUCUCCUGGUAGCUCCGCCUGACCAAGAUCGUUACAGCGAACUCUCCAGAGCGAAGUCGCACUCGCAUCACAGUCUGUACACACCAGCACCAUCGCAUCCGGUGCAUACCAUGUCUACGAAUACUCUCAAUCAUUCGCAGCACAACUUUCAGCUUUGAAAUGGUUUGAUUGUGCGAAAUUAAAUGGGCCUGUAUAUAGCCAUAAGAAGAAAUUGUACAUAAAAUGAAACAACGAUAAUAUGAAACGAUAAUAUGAAUUGAUGGAAUUUGAGCUACUUAAGCGCAAUUGCUUAGAUUAAGUUUUUGCUAAAUAUCAAAUUUCAUCAAGAGGAUAAAUUUUUUAAAAACAAAAUCAUAUAUAAAACAAAUGUGAUCAACGAGUUGUUUCAUUCAGCGACUAAAUGUUCAUUUUUGUGCCGUGAAAAUUUCCAUAUCUACAUGUAGAUGUAGGUACUUUUAGUAUAUCUUAACGAUAUGUGCCGAAAAGAACUGUCUUUCUUAGACUAUUGAUCUUUUUACAUAUAUAUAAUUAUUACAAAGUUAAUAAAGUUUACAUAAGGAAAUCUAUUAAAUUAGAUGAAACGUUAUUUAAUUAUAUUAAUUUGUGAAAUAAUCCUUUUUAUUAAGGAAAAAACAGAACUUGUUUAUGUAUUAACAUAUAUUAUGUAUAUGUAAUUAGAGAGAUUAAUCAAGUAAUUUCAUAAUUUUGAAUAUAUUAAGUUAUCUAAGUUGCGCAAUAUAUAUUAAAUGAUAAUAUUAAAAAAGUUUUUAUAGAUGCUGUAAUCCGUGCCGUAUUGUCGGAAAUAUAUCACUUUCGUUAUAUAAUUAUUUAAACAAUUACUCAAUGACGUGCCUUGGUACUGUAGUGUCGAGAAUAAUAUUUGUAAAUUAAACUUUUUAUCAUAAAAUUACUAUCCUGUGAAUACUUUACAUAACUAUAGAACACUUGUGCCACUCUGUAACUUGUAAUUAUUUUGACGAAGUAGUAUAUAGAGAAGCAUAAUUUGUAUGUAAAUAGAUUCUCCUCUUCGGAAUGCAGUUUCGUUAAUACUCAAUAAAAAUUAAUGAUUAUUC
Pogonomyrmex barbatus (red harvester ant) is the source of this 1959-nucleotide messenger RNA. It is a transcript of the gene Lhfpl, whose product is annotated as LHFPL tetraspan subfamily member 5 protein. Lineage: Eukaryota; Metazoa; Arthropoda; Insecta; Hymenoptera; Formicidae. Gene Ontology annotation, biological process: sensory perception of sound. The record is from RefSeq and is a predicted model, not a curated record. Gene Ontology annotation, cellular component: plasma membrane.